CGGAGUUGCAUUGAAGGUAUUGAUCGUCCGGAGGUGAAUGUUUUGACUUUUGUGGAACAUUCUGAAGUUUUUCGACUUUUGUGGGUAUCAUUUUGUAUCACUUGGCUCACUCUUUAUAAAACCGUAAACAAUGGGAACUAUUUCUUUUGAUAAGGACCAUUCUUUUAAUGGUGAAACAGCUUUUUCAAAAUCAAAUCACAUCUAUAAAUUUAUCACUGAAUGUCCAGAACACUUGUCGAACAGCAAAGAUAAUAUGAAUCACUGUAAUAGUGACAACGAAUUAGACUUACAAGGAGAAAGUAGUGGUAUUCAAAUGAUGAAUACUCCAGUAGUCAAUCAUGAUACUUCUUGUGCCCAUCCACCUGGUAGUAAACGUCGAUUAUUCAACGAUGAUAACCAUAGCCCUAUAUUUACUCAACAACCUUUUACUGAUGAAUAUAGUUCUUGUGGAAAACUUACUCGAGGAAAACAAAAAAUACCCAUUGAAUUUAUUACUGAUCGUACUAAAAGAUAUUCAACUUUUUCAAAGCGUAAAACUGGACUGAUGAAAAAAGCAGUUGAAUUAGCAGAAUUAACGGGUGCUGAAGUACUUCUUCUUGUUGCUUCAGAAACAAAUCAUGUUUAUACAUUUGCUACACAACGAUUAAAGGGUAUAAUUGAGUUGGAGUGUGGUAAGAAAUUGAUACAGACGUGUUUAAGUUCAUCUGUAAGUACAGAUAAUUCAUUCAUGAAAAAUGACUAUCAAGAUUCAAAAAUUUCAUCCAGUAAUCAAAAUGAAAUGGAAUGGAACAGUUGUAAAAAGGAAAACAAUAUUGUUACCAAUUCAAAUAAACAUAAAGACUGUAUAGCCGAAUCACUAUGUAUACGUGAUGAAGAUAGUACAACAGUUCCUGUGUUAAAAGUAGAAACAUCGCCUCAAAUAUCAAAUCAAAUUCCUAUUAAUAAAUUAGAUAAUCAUGAUGAUAAUUUUCUUAGUUCAACAAACAAUUCUAGCCAGGGUGAUGAUCAUAUUUCUCUGGAUAAUGAAACUGUUGGCAGUCAUUUAUCUGAAAUAAACAAUAUCUCUAAUUCAGUUGAUAGUAAUAAUAUGUUAUGUGUACCACUUAGUGUAUUCCCUUCUUCUACAUCACAAAAUGUCUUCACAUUAACUCCAUUAUCUUCUAGUCUUUUUUUAACUGCACAAAUUACUACAAAUCAAUUGUUUUUAGUACCACAAAUAAAUUCAAUGUCUUAUAUUCAAUCAGAUUCAACAAAUGUAUCAAAUAAUUUAUCAAUAUCGAAUCAAUCGAAUUCUAAUUUUAUAGAGUUUCAAAAUAACAAUCCAAGUAAUAAAGAAUCAUUGGAAUUUCCUACAGAUUGUACAAUUAAAGAAUCCAUAUUUCUUAAAUCUGAUAGUAAUGAAAAUUUAAUCAAUAAAUUAGGAGAUAAUUCAUGUAAACAUUACUUUCGACCUGCAGAUUGAAUCGUCAUUUUUACUGUUUCCCUUCUAAUUUGUUUGUUUUAAAAAUACAUUACUAACCUUUAGUUUAUAGUUUAUUAUUAUGCUGCUUUGAAUUUGUUUAUACUUUUUUUUUUCAAAAUAUUUAGAGUCCUUCAUCGUAUUUAAUAUUUUAUUGAAAAUACUUCUGAGUUAUUUUGCUUGGCAACUGUAUAAAAUCAUGUAAUUCUGGAGUUAUCUGUUGAUAUUCUAGUCAUUCCGAAUUUAUGCCAAGUACGCAUAUUGUGUACUUAAAAGAAGGUAUGUGACCAUGUGCUUUGGAGCAUAGGAAUAUUUCUGUCCGUCACUUUCGGGGACUGAAAAGAUUUGAUAAUAGUUUUCAGUAUAGUGAAACCAAUCAAGAAACUAUUGUGGAUAAGGAAGCGUUAUCAAUAGGAAAAAAAUCUCCCUGAAUUUAUUACAAUCACCGUUGAACCAUAAGUCCGGGAUCUGGUAAUUCGAAUUGUUCGACCUUCAAAUAAUUAUUGAUCGGUUUACCACAACUUCGAAUUAAAUACCUUACAAAAGACUCAUAUAUUAUGAAAUUUAGAUCAUGUACUAAAUAUAAGAAGAACGCGUUUUUAUUCGUCAGCGAGAUUCGAGCUUUUAUUCAAAUAACCCUAUUAAAACAUUUAUUAUUGCUGAUGUGGAAAUAAAAUUGUCUAAUGAUUUAACUUCGAAUACUGUCGUUCACCAUGACAAUGUAGUGUUUGCAGGAAACUGAUUCAUGUGAUAUUGAUUUCCAGACUAAUUAGGUUCAACUUGAUAGAUCGUAUAUAUGGACUCAUAAUCGAGUAUUUGGAUCUUAAGUCACCUGUGUAAAUUGAUUUCAUAACGACUGUUUGGUAGAUUCCAUCGAAGAAAGUCUAUUCGAUACGGCGUUUACGAC
Heterobilharzia americana is the source of this 2366-nucleotide messenger RNA. The record is from the annotation of a GenBank genome assembly. NCBI's taxonomy places the organism in Eukaryota, Metazoa, Platyhelminthes, Trematoda, Strigeidida, Schistosomatidae.